AUGUCGAAAACUCCUAGGACUUCCUUUUUCGAAAGAUUCAGAACAAGGUCAGGUCAUGGUAACCAGUUACCUCAGUAUCCAGCAUCCGCACCUACAAAUUCUCCUGUAUACACUCCAGUUGAUCCUAACGAAAAAAGAGAGAUGAUGAUCGAAAAUCUACUUAGUCAAAACGUAAUUGAUGUUGAAAAGAUCAGAAACAUGGCCUGGGCAGGUAUUCCUGACAGAUUCAGAGCUGAAAUCUGGCGUCUCUUCUUAGAUUAUCAACCUGUCAACAAAAAUCUUUCAGAAACAACAUUAACCCAUAAAAGAAACGAUUACUUUGAUUGUCUCGAAAGAGUAUACAGCGAAUCUCAAAGACAUCUUUGGACUAACGCUCAAAAAUCGACAAUUUCGCAAAUAGAUCGUGAUCUUCCUAGAACAAAGAUUAUUCUUCUUCGAAACAAAAAGGUUCAAGAUUUAUUUGAGAGAGUACUAUUCGUUUGGUCUGUUCGUCAUCCAGCGAGUGGUUACGUCCAAGGAAUGAAUGAUUUACUUCAACCGUUCUUCUUCGCAUUCUUAAUUCCACACCACCAGAUCAAGGACCCAUCGCAGCUCGAGAAAUUAGAGAAUAUUGACGACAUUUCAGAAGAAGCAUUAAAAGAGAUCGAAGCCGACUGUUUCUGGUGUUUUUCAAAGCUUCUCGAUGGUUUACAAGACCUUUACACUAAGGAUCAGCCAGGGCUUUACAAGAUUUUGGAUAACAUUCAACUUGUCAUUGAUAAAGUCAAUCCAGAGCUUGCACAGCAUAUCGCCGCUGAAGAAAUACAGUACCAGGAAUUCGCAUUCCGUUGGGUCAACUGUCUACUUGUAAGAGAAUUCUCUGUUUCGAUUAUUUUCAGAAUUUGGGACAAUUAUCUCUCUCACCACAACAGAAUUGCAACUUCCCAUGUAUAUAUGUGCGCUGCUUUGAUGGAUGCAAUGGCUUAUAAGCUCAUGCCGUUAAAUCACGCAGAAUUUAUCAUUUUGAUGCAGGCAAUUGACCCGAAUGGCUGGCAUCCGCAAGAAAUUGAGGAUAUGCUGGCUCAAGCAUACGUAUUCGAGAAGAGUAUGGCUUCUGCUAACUCUUCUUCUGCAUCUGCAGGAAAUUUGCGCUCUUUAUCGCAAAGUAAUCUUGUUGUUGAAAAGUAA
Molecule: messenger RNA, 1167 nt
Organism: Trichomonas vaginalis G3
Lineage: Eukaryota; Parabasalia; Trichomonadida; Trichomonadidae
Product: regulation of vesicle fusion
Exons: 1
Coding region: 1-1167 (388 amino acids)
Biological process (GO): activation of GTPase activity
Molecular function (GO): GTPase activator activity
Source: RefSeq, a predicted model, not a curated record